Messenger RNA from Helianthus annuus (common sunflower), 945 nucleotides. Its product is annotated as zinc finger protein 3. Lineage: Eukaryota; Viridiplantae; Streptophyta; Magnoliopsida; Asterales; Asteraceae. The record is from RefSeq and is a predicted model, not a curated record. Gene Ontology annotation, biological process: negative regulation of abscisic acid-activated signaling pathway. The transcript has a single exon. Bases 1 to 945 code for a protein of 314 amino acids.
AUGGCUGAAGAGCAUAAAUCAGAGCAAUGUCGGUCUGAGGCUUCGAGCAUAUCCGCAGAAGGUGAAAGCUUGAAGAACAAAACCCUGGAUAGCAAGGCUUUAGAAGAUCAAUCUUCUUCUAGGGCUUUAAUUGAUCUCAAACUUUCAAAUAUGGAAGAUAAGAAAAUUGAGCUCAAUCUCUUUAACCCCUCAGAUCUGGAGGGUGCAACUUCAUCUCAAGCAAGUGAGUCAUCCAAGGAGGUGACUAGAGAAAAAUCUAGGGUUUUCUCUUGCAACUACUGUAAGAGAGAGUUCUCAACUUCUCAAGCACUUGGUGGUCACCAGAAUGCCCAUAAACAAGAGAGGCAAAUCGCGAAAAGGCGCCAAAUGGAGGUUCCGCCUUACGGCCAUCUACUGCCACCCCCAUCACCUAGUUUUGGUAAUUAUGCUUAUUACCCUUCUUUUGCAAAUUUCACUAAUACCUCACUUGGCACCAAUAGAUCAUCACUUGGGAUUAGAAGUGAAUCGUAUAUCGAUAGACCCUCUUCGUGGUCACCUUCACCGAUGAAUUAUCGGUUUGUCCCUAGCGGGCAUCAUGACCAAUUCCCCAGUAGAUUAAACUAUUUUAAUAGACAAAAGAUGUUGGAGGGUUUUCAAGGAAACAUAACAAACACCAGUGGUGGUUUUAGUUCUCCUUUAGUAGCAUCUUCUCCUUUCAAGUUUGAAGGGGGCACAAGUGCUACUCAUGAUUUUCUUGGUUCUCCUUUCAAGUUUGAAGGGGGCACAAGUGCUACUCAUGAUUUUCUUGGAGGUUCUUCUGGAAGUGGUAACCCAAAUGCUGCACUCAACCAUGGGAUUGAACAAGAAAAUAGUGCGAAUAAUCUUUUCGCACAAGUAGAUGCGGCUCGUCCGGAGAAUGAUCAAGAUGGAUCCACAAGCUGUCUUGAUUUGAAUCUCAAGCUUUAA